UUCCGCCCACAUAGCAAAGCACAGCACACCAAAGCAUAGCGGUUGGCAGCAGAAAUGCCCAAAGACACGGCCACCCCAGAAGCGUCGCCGCAAGAUGCAAUCCACCAAAUGCAUGCCACGGCAUCGCGCUCCAACGCCUUGACCACCUUCGACGACCUGACCGCCCCGCCUUUGCCUGCCUCGUCGAAUGAGACCAAGACCAUCGAGCUGGUCGGCGGUUUGAGCAGUCUCUACAGUCGUCUGAAGGCUUCGGUCGGUGCCAGCUCCAUCAGAGACAGGGACAUGCUCGCGAGCCCUUCGGUCACUGCUGCCGCAACCUCUCCCGUCGUCGUCUCCCGUCCUUCUUCGCGUUUACAGUCUCCUCUUGCCCCAGCGUUCCCCGACCAUCCACCCCCGCCAUCGCGAGAUUCGAACGCUUCAAGCUCCAUCGUGUCCGCAAAGCCCUCGCUCAAUGGUUCGAGGUCUUCGCUUGCCACCGUCCGCUCGAGGCCUUCCAUUACUCCAAGCUUGGAUUCGGCGAGGACCGUUAAUGAAGACGACCCAUUCACUCACAGCCCCGCCAGCACCACCAAAUCCCAUGCCGCCCCUCCGUCAGACCAGCCUGCACGAAGCAAUUCCUCUCUCGUGCCUGCCUCUACCUCGCGAAACCAGCCCUCGACAUAUAUGCCCGGUCGGGAAGAUAGCUUGCGCCACCAGAGGGGGGGCAGCCUUCAGUUGAGAAGAGAAGGCAGUGGUAGUUCAGAAGACGAUCUGGUGCUUGUAGAGGGAGGCCCGGCAGCCGGUAGCAGCACCAACCACGCGUUUGCCUUAGACACCACAGCCGAAGGAUUGACCAAGGUAGCAUCACGUCCCGAACAUCAAUACAAGCCCAGUUUUCCCUCUACUCAUGAUCUCGCAAAGCUUUCUGAUAACCCUCAAUCCACCGAGAAACCUCGCGUCACUGUAACCGCCAACGCUCAAACGCCUGUGCUUGCCCCAGCGCCACAGCGCCCUCCGUUGGUACAGGUUGGCCCUUCUCAUUUACCUGGUUAUCGUCCGUCACGAGCUUCGUCCUCGGAUGGCUUGAGUUCCGUAAUCACUUCCACCACCGUCCGCAGCCCCACCCUUCCGUCCAUAGAGCAGGCUCGCCAGCGCACCACUAACAUGCCAUUGCGUCCGUUACCUAGGAACGCGCAAUCCCGAAUGCAGCACAAGAUCAUCGAUCGGGAUUUCUGGAUGAAGGACGAGAAUGCCAAAGAGUGCUUCAAGUGUGGCGAUGCCUUCUCCACCUUCCGGCGCAAACACCACUGCCGCACCUGUGGCCAGAUAUUUGACUCGAAGUGUACGUCCCUCGUAGACGGAAAGCUGUUUGGCCAGUCGGGCAAUCUCCGCGUCUGCAAGCCAUGCGAAGGUAUCAUCUACGGGGACGACGAUGAUUCCUCCGUCUACACUGAUGAUGAUGACCAAGCGUCGUUGUAUGAGCAGGAUGAGAGAGAGGACUAUGAGGCCGGUCAGCUCAACCCGUCCGAUAGCGACCAUACAAAGAUCGGAACCCCAACUAUCAGCAUCCCCAUGUCGAGGAAAGCAGGUAGUGAGAAAAAACGUCGCUCAGCCGUCAUUGAGGUUGCUCCUGCCAAUCUACCUAGACCCAGUUCCUCACGCUCCCUGCGCUCGCUUGGUGGCCGCCCACGCUCUUCGAGCCACAAGCGCCACCCUUCUAGGCACCAGCAUAUGCGAAAUCCGAGAUUGGAGGAUCGUGCGCCUUUUCACCAAUUUGAUACCGAGAACCGCAGUCGAUCUGCCCUCCCCGCUUUCCAUCAUGACAAUAUCAUUGACCCUGAUCUAGCGCAGUUUAUGUCUGAUGAAGACUCUAGUGAAGACGAACAACUCAGCAUUUUCGCUGCGUUGAGUGGGGAUCUGCAAUCUCAGACUACUUUGGACGGAGAGAAAGGUGGUCUGGGUGGUCUCCUUGCGUCGAUGAGAAAAGGAAAAUCUAGACCCGGCGAUAGGAGUGUGGCCGGAGGCGGUUAUGCUCGCGAUGCGGAUAACAUAAGCGUGACAAGUCGACAUUUCAAUCGCCAUCCCAGGAAAAGGAACCUCAGUGUGAGCAGCGUCACACACAGGCCCUCACCCAGGCGGUCGAAAAGUAACAGUCUACUGAAGCCGUUUGGGGCUACAUUCAGUCCCAACGCGUUGAUUGGGACUUCGCCCUCACCACAACCCCAUUCCUCUCCAACACCCCCCUCGGGCUCCAAGAUUACUCGCAGUGCAUCCAUGCGAGGGGGCAACACACCCCAAGUUGAAUUGAAUCAAGCCAGUUUGGAGCAUGUGCGGAAAUUAUUGAAGCAGAUGUUGCAGGAUGCCGGCGUCGCGCACGUGUCCAGUUGGGAAAAGGCCCUUGUUCCCAUUCUGCUGCAAUGUACCGACGACGUGAACCCUGAUCUUCAUAGAGGAGACGACAUAGACAUACGAAACUACAUUAAACUCAAGAAGGUAGUGGGAGGAAAGCCUCGCGACACUUCAUACGUUUCUGGCGUCGUUUUCCGCAAGAACAUUGCGCUCAAAAGUAUGCCCCGCAAUGUCAGCCACCCGCGGAUUCUCAUCAUCGGUUUUGCUGUCGAAUAUGCUCGCCACCAGACUCACUUCAUGAGCUUGGAGCCUGUAAUUGCACAAGAAAGAGAAUAUCUUCGCAACCUAGUCGGUAGGAUUGCCGCGCUUCGCCCCAACGUGUUGUUAGUCCAGCGUAACGUCUCUGGCUUAGCUCUCGAGUUUCUUGAGCAGGCCGGAAUCUCCGUUGCCUACAACGUCAAAGAAACCGUCCUCAACGCUGUCGCGAGAUGUACUCAGUGCAAACUGGUUUCGUCUGUCGACCAACUCGCCGAUACUUCGCGUCUAGGUCGGUGUGGUAGUUUUGACGUCAAAACAUAUGUUCAUAAGAACAUUCGACGAACUUACAUAUUCCUAUCUGGCUGUCAACCUGAUUUGGGAUGCACAAUAGCUCUUCGUGGCGAUGAAGCAGCUAAUCUGGCCAAGUUGAAGCACAUCACUGAGUUCAUGUGCUACGUCGUGUUCAAUCUUAAACUCGAAACCUGCCUUAUGCGCGAUGAGUUCGUCAUGGUUCCAACUGUAUCAACUACGGGGACGCUUGCCUCGACCAAGCAUGAGCCAGAAGUGUCGCAAUUUGUUGAUAGCAAGUCACCGGCAGCGCCACAACCAAGUGAGGAGCAGGAAAGUCAGCUCCCUGCAGAUCGAAUCCAGGCGUUGCAUGAUACAUCUGCACCGUCAUAUCACAGUGAAGUGGUGGAGAAUCAUCAGACAAAAAUUCUAUCAGCUUCCCCCUUUGUGCAGUUCAUGCAGCCUUACUUGCUCAACAAGGCGCGAGAAUACGAAAAGAAGUUGGAAGAUCUGAAAAAGCUACGCGACCAAUACAUUACAGAUGAGGAGGUCAAAGAGGAGAAACCGCAGAAUUUUGAGCUCGUCCAACCGGAGAUGGUGCAUGUGGUGGUAGAAAAAGCUUCCAGACAAGUUCGGGAGUUUUUGCACGCUGUUCAUGCUUCCGAAUACGACAAAGCUUUACACAACUACACCACUCAAAAGCGACAAUGGGAGGCCUACUUGGCCACGAACUUGGACGUUUAUGACCCCUUCAACCAUCAAAGGAUUGCAGUGCUUUACAGUGUCGUCAAUACUGCCAACUCCACCCCUUGCAUUGGGCCAGAGAUCAUUGCUUUAAACUUCUACCAAGAACAUGAUUAUGAUGACGGAUUCACUCCCGAUUGUACACUUGGCCAGUACGUCGAGGAUCUUUGUCAUUCCGCCAACUUGCUGUGCGAGGUGGAUGGCUGCAAUCGCAGAAUGCUGGAUCACUCUCGACAGUAUGUACACGCCGAGGGUCAAAUGAGUGUAAUUGUGCAGAAGAGCCCUUCCAGAAUCAAGGGACUACAAAACACCAUUUUGAUGUGGAGCUGCUGCAGGAUCUGUGGCCAGGAAACCCAGGUCAUACCCAUGUCGGACAGCACCUGGAAGUACUCGUUCGCGAAGUACCUUGAGCUGACUUUCUGGAGUACCGAGCUGCACCCCAGGGCCGGCAUUUGCCCCCACGACAUCCACAAAAAUCAUGUCAGGUACUUUGGAUUCAACAACAUGGCCUUACGUAUCCAGUACGAUGCGGUGCAACUGUACGAAGUCAUCGUUCCAAGACCGAUCGUGACCUGGAAAGUAGACAGUGAUCUACGACUCAAAAAUGACCAAUUUCUCAAGAUAGAAGACAGGCUUGAUCGGUUCAUGGCUUCUGUCAGGUCUAGAAUCAAGAGUAUUCACGUAGAGAGUGUCAUACCUGAGAAAGUGGAGCUUUGCCGGACAGAAGUGGACAGACUGAUGAAACGUGCCAACGAUGAGCAUGAUUGGCUGCGAGAAAAAUUGCAAAUGAAAUACAUGAACUCGAAAUACUACGAGAUCAUCCCACUGAAUCGAGCUAUACGUGCGAUUCAGGAAAAAGCUAUAGCAUGGGAUGAGACAUUCACGGACUUUGAACAACAAUUUUUUCCGUCUGAAAAGGAUAUCAGGCGCCUAGCCACGCUCCAAUUGAAGAAGUUGUUCUUGGAGCGCGAUGAAUCGACCAGCUCAUUGACUUCCGUGGAGGAAGGCUCAGAGAUUCUCGAUGAGCCUGCCAUGGGUGAGAAGAAUGAGACACUCACCCUAACGCCAAUGCCGUCCAACAUGUCCCGUGAACGUGCACAUAACAUGCUCACAUCUGUGGUGGAAGAAGAUCAGUCUGGCGGCAGUAAUAGGUCUGUGGGUGUACCUCCCCAACCUGCGAGGGGUGAAGGGUCUCCUGUAUCGAAUGAUGAUCAGGUUGGCCACAGUCUACCAUUGCAGACUCCAAUGGAAGCUGUUGAAAGGGACGAUGUUCGGCACCUCGACCUGGCUGUUGCAUCGGCGUUCUCAGAGAGUCCUGUUGCCAAGGAUGAAUCUCUAGUAAAGACACCGACCAUCCCUGCGGAGUCAAGCUAUGAUGAACUGGGGUCGCCCACGCCGACCGCUCCUUCCAAAGCCAAUCCCAUCGACGAAAGCCUUGCCAACGCUGUCGGACAAUCUCCACCAUCGCCAUCACCGCAGCAGGGAUCGUUUGGUACCUUGGAAAGCAAGAUCCCACGUCUUGUCGACACUAUUCGCCGCGAGACAGCACCAAAAAGGCCAGCACUUCUAACGAGAACACAAUCACAGCCUGGGAAUAUUGUGAAGCACAAUAGUGCUCCUUCCAAAGCUACGUCUACAAACACGCCGGAGUCUAAGCCAACGCUGGGCGGUGAUUCUACCAAAGUCAUUGAGCGAAUCUCGGAAAGGCUCGCUCUAGGCGCAUUCAAGUCGGGGAAGGGGGUCUCCAAAAUCCCUCGCUCCAUACCUUUGAGGAACCAGCGGGAGUUUUCCAAGGUCUCUCGACUCGCAGAGCACUUCGAACAAUUGUCCAAGGAGUUUCAAAAAGAGCGAAUGCGUGAGCGUCGUAAUGAGCGCAACCGGCAGAUGCGUGCCUACCCACUGGCGUCGUCCAAACCUAUUGUAGAGGUGUACAGGAAUGUUCACGAAGCGGUCCAGGAAGAAAGCUUUUCAGACGAAGAUGCGCAGCUGGAGUCUUCGGUGCGGGCUAGUAUCGACAAUAGUACGCUGGGCGAUAGCAACCUCACGGAAACAACAGGCGGCGGUACUACGACAUCGAAUUCACCGGUAGAGGAACGACACCACAAAGAUCCACAACGUCGCUCUAGCGAAACCGAGCUACCUAUUGACACUCCAUCACAUGCCUCUGACGUUGACAACGAGGCUAGCGAUGCGGAGACAGCACCCGAAGAAGUACCUCUGCCCGAUAGCAUCGCCAGCUCAGACUUACUGUCAAUGACUGAUUCUCAACUCGAGAACUCAUUAGAGUUACCCAAACAUGAGAAAACCACUCUGAUGAAGAUGUUGACAAGCUUUUGGUCCGAGCGAUCUGCAAGUGGAUGGGUGCCUCUUGAUUAUCCUUUUGCACAGAUUGAACAUGUUUGGGAAAGUUCUGAUAUUGUUGUGCGCGAGGAUGAGCCCAGUUCUAUCAUUGCUCUUGCUCUAUCAAGUACGGAUUAUAUGUCAAAGCUACAAUCGUUCCGCGAGCCUAUCGCCGUCACCGGUGGAAUGGAAACUCAAGAUCAGUCCAUCGAGCGCAACCUUACGAAUUUGCAGAACAAUAACUAUAGGUAUAGUUUCACCAACCGUGGCGUCAAGGUACAGUGCAAGGUGUUCUAUGCGCAGUCGUUUGAUGCACUUCGUCGAAAGUGUGGUGUUGCUGACCGCUUCGUCGAAUCGCUCUCGCGCUGCUCAAAAUGGGACUCCAAGGGAGGAAAGUCAAAAUCCAUCUUUCUCAAGACUCUAGAUGACCGAUUUGUACUGAAGAGUCUUUCACCGAUUGAGGUUCAAGCAUUUUUCCGCUUCGCACCCAACUACUUCUCUUUCACACACCAGAACCUGUUUUACAGCCUUCCUUCCGUCAUUGCUAAGAUGUUUGGCCUCUUCCAGGUCCAAAUCAAGACGCCGACCGGCCGUGACUUUGACUGCUUCAUGCUGGUCAUGGAGAAUCUUUUCUAUGAUCGCGAGCCGAAUCGGCGCUACGACCUUAAAGGUAGCAUGCGCAACCGCAAAAUUGAAUCAACGGGCGAGCGCGAUGAAGUCCUCCUCGACGAGAACCUUGUCGACAUCAUCUACAGCGAAACCCCCAUCUUCGUACGCGAGCAUACCAAGAAACUACUCAAAGCGAGUGUGUGGAACGACACACUCUUUCUGUCCCAGAAUAAUGUUAUGGACUACAGUCUCAUGGCCGGAUUUGACGAUACGAACCGAGAAAUCAUCGUCGGCAUCAUUGAUUGCAUACGAACCUAUACGUGGGACAAGAAGCUUGAGUCUUGGAUCAAAGAUCGUGGCAAGAACAAACCAACCAUCACCUCUCCCAAGGACUAUCGCAAUCGUUUCCGCAUCGCCAUGGAGAAGUACAUCCUUCAGGCCCCCAACUGCUGGCACCAGUUUCAAGGCAGGGUCGUUGGCGUUGGUGUGGAGAGACCUGGUGCCGCCGGCGCUAGUGGAAUUGGAGGCGGCGCCAGCGGCGCAGAAUCGCGGAGGACGAUUGUGUUGGAAACGGGGCCCGGACAGGCAAAUCAGGUUAUGGAGGUUGAGGGUGGUGAGAUGGAGAGGGCGGAGGGGAAUCGGAUUUGAUGACGAUCACAUUCUUACCUGUUUGAAUGUAUGCUGUAGCCGAGAUAGUAGGUGUUUUAGCAUGUUGGACGCGCGAGUAGUUUCAUGUGACGUCGACCGUUUU
Molecule: messenger RNA, 7318 nt
Organism: Periconia digitata
Lineage: Eukaryota; Fungi; Ascomycota; Dothideomycetes; Pleosporales; Periconiaceae
Source: the annotation of a GenBank genome assembly